Molecule: messenger RNA, 3690 nt
Organism: Chara braunii
Lineage: Eukaryota; Viridiplantae; Streptophyta; Charophyceae; Charales; Characeae
Source: the annotation of a GenBank genome assembly
GUGGUUAGAGAAGAAAAGUAUUGCGCGGAGAUGGUCGGGAGUGAGGAAGGUGAGUUGAAAGGGCGACUCUCGCGAAGGUUGGUGCCAAAUGUCCAUCUGAGUACGGUCCUGCCCAGGGAGGUGGAGUGGACUGAGGCAGGGACAAGGAUGGACUGGAAAUGUGUGGCGUGCGGGCAGGUGGAUUUGGUGAUAAAGAACCAGAAGUGCACUGGGAUGGUGGACACAGGCGCAAAAAUGAAUAUCAUCAGGGAGAAGGAGGCGGUGAUGAUAGGCAUGGAGAUCGACCGCUCGGACCAUGGCAUGCUGCAUGGCGCCAACUGCAAGGCCACUUUUUGCGGCACGGCGUUUAAUGUGAUUAUAGAGAUUGGGAAGGUGCGAGCCAGGACGUGUUUUUUUGUCAUGCCCGAUGUCGAUUAUCCCAUCCUUCUGGGAAGGUCGUUCCUGUGUCGAACGGAGAUGUUGAUUUUUAAUAAGCACGACGAAACAAUGAUCAUGCUCCUAUGCGACCCAGCGUGCGGGAACUACGAAGUUGUCACCUGCCGAAACACGGGGCCGGGGAGCGGGAGGAAUAGGCCUAAUCUCGGCUCAUUCACCUUCGAGGAAUCGGAGAACGAGCGAAGACGGCUUUGGGAAGUGCCCGAGGACGAGGAUAAGGCUGAGGUGCUGACACUGAGCCUCACAAAUGUGAAUAAGGCCAUGGAGGUGGUAUCGGCUCACGACAUGGCGGAUCCGGAGGCCAUCAAGGCAUUGAGGGAACAGGUUUUGGAGAACCCUCAGAUUGAUAUCAUAGCGGCCCUACAUGAUGGUAUAGCAGGAGGGCACAGGGGGAUAGGUGCCACAUGCGCUAAGAUAAGCGAGUUGUACCACUGGGAUGGGAUGCUGACUAUGGUUAUCAAGUAUUGCCAGUCCUGUGUACCCUGUCAGGAGAGGUCGGCGCAAAGGCCUAGAGAGCCCCUACAACCAAGGUUGGAGAAGGAAGUGGGUGCGGUCGUACACCUGGACCUGUUGUUCAUGCCAGUCGGGGAAAACGGGUGCAAUUACAUCUUCGAUGCCCGGGAUAACCUUACUGGGUUUGUGGACGGUCGAGCUAUCCGGACAAAGACGGGCCCAGUUUUGGCAAACUGCAUCGAGGAGUACUACCUGCGUUAUCCUUUUGUCAAGGAGUUCGUGACGGAUCGAGGAUCAGAGUUUACCUACAAUGAGGUGAGGAUGUUGCUUGCAAGGUAUGGCGUAGUGGCCAACUAUGCUACGGCCGCGCACCCUCAAGCGAACGCUCCUGUGGAGAGGGGUCACAGUACCAUCACGAAUCUUUUGGCUAAGUGGACAGAGGGCAAGUCUGGUCAGUGGCCGAAGUUCUUGCGAGCAGCCUUCUUCGUGGAGAACGUUACUGUGAAGAGGACUACCAAGUCUGACUUUUCGAAGACGGCCAUGCAGAGGGGCGGGAGGGGCGCGCGGCCACGACAGAGGCCUCAGGGAGCAUUAGGAGGGGAUGACUCACGCAGACCGGUUGGGAGGGAGUCUACGCCUAUCUUCGACGAUGGUAACAUAGAGCUUUUUUUGGACUCCUACCAGGCACAUGCGACACGGGAGGGCUGGUCUACCUUGAAGAGGAUACGGCGCCUGAGGGGAGUUGGGCGCUUUGAGGAGCCUAUUGCGCACAUUCGAGAGGAGGCGUUGACAUGGCAGGAUGUGGAGGCGAGGAUGCAGAUGCUGAGGGCUUCGCCGAUGGGACCGGAUGGAUUGCCUAUUCGAUUGGAGGAAGGCAAUGCGGAGGAGUUCAUCUCGGCCUAUGAGCAGUAUAUGCGCGACCAGGGGACUGGGCAGGAGGAGUGGAUGCAGAUGCUGCCCCUCUGGACACGGAGGGAGGAGAGGUCGUUGGCGAGGCAAAUCCGGGACAGGGCACACGACUGGGAGGACUGCCAGGCCCAAGGCGAGAGGGACCACUACGACCAGAGGGGGCCGAAAGGCCUUAGCACAGCGAGAGGGCCAGCAGAGGCCGCCCAGGCGGUGGAGCCAGUUCAGGCCGCGGGGCCAGCUCAGGCGGCGGAGCUACCCCCUACUUAUGGACUCGAGCAGAUGGAGUUUCGCCGAAUCACGGGCAGUGAUCUACGGGGCCCGACGCCGACGUUACCCGAGGGGGGAGAGGCAGUGCCGUUGAGGAUGCCGCUCGACAGGUUGGAGGCUCAUCUCGAUGCGUCCCAGUGGGGGGCGUCACAGCUGGGAGCGGACCAGAGCGGACCGGCACGGUAUGAGUCAGUAGGGGAUGAGCCAGAGGAGGAGCCACCUGAGGCGGGGCCUGAGGCGGGGUCUCGCGAACCCGAGGAGCCGCAGACUGAGGGGGUUAUCACUGUUGGGGAUGAUACCCCUCCUCCUACCCCGAUUCCAGAACAGGCGCGACAGUAUUGGCCUGAAGGAAUUCCUGAGCCGGACAGCGAGGAGAUGUUGGGGCCCCCACCGGAAGCUACUACACCACCUCCGACGCAGGCGGAGUCAGAGGGGGGCGAGAGGGCGAGGACACCUACUACUGUGGCGCCGCAACUAACUGAGUCUACAGGUGCACGCAUGGAUGUGGAGGUGCCGACAUCCGGGGAGCCUCCACCAGGGCCGCCACCCGCAGAGGAGGGGACAAGUGAGAGAGAUCCACUGCGAGAGGGUCACGAGGUGAGGACAGGGAAGCCACCGGGGGAGACGAAAGAAGAGAAGCGUGCGAGGGUGCAGGUACGCCUCGAAGAGCUAUACCAGGAAAAACUUAGGAUGGAGGCCGCAGGAGAAGCGCCAAAGCCGCCAAUUGACCCUCCGACGAGCGAGCAGAGGAUUAGUGAGGCUUGGGACAACUAUGAGAGCGAGAGUGAUGCGGCUCGCCUGAGGUCGCGAGAGGUAGGGCAGGGGAGUGCAAGAUUGGGCGAGGCACGAGAGACAGAGGACUUGGAAUUUUCAGCCGUCAGGAUGGAGAUUGAACAUGCAGAUAGGAGGAUAGGUGAGGUGGCGGUCUCGUCCUUCCAAUGGUACUCCAUGCUCAGCGAUGAGUUGGCGGCCUCGAGGUUAGAGGUGGGACAGUUGUCCACCCAACUGGCAGAAGAGAGGGCAGAGAAUCAAGCAUGGAGGUCCCGUAUGGAAGUUAAGGAAGCAGAAUGGGAGAAGAGGCUCCAGGACAUGGCGGCGAUGGUGGAGAGGCUCUCGGCCACUAAGGUGGUCAACUGGACGGAGCAAAGCCGGUAUGGUAUCCAGGGGGAGGAGGUACAGGGGCUCUUUGGCCAGGAAGGGACGACAGAGCCACCUCAGCAAGGACGUAUGGGGAAGGUAUUCCUGGACCCAAUAGAGGCGGCAGCACGGCGGGAGGCCGAGGAGGAGUUCAGCUUCAGGAAGCCCACGGAGUUGGCCUCGCAACAGGCCACCCCUAUGACGAUUGAGAUCCCUGAGGGCGAGCCGGCGCAGGGACCCCAACCUCCAGUGGAGGAAGGGGGCCCCACAGAGGAGUCCCCUACGAUCCUCUUGGAGGUGCAGGAGGGUGCCCUUACGGGAGCAGCAGCAUCCACAGAGUCGGAGGCAAUGGGGGGAGAGGUGUCUCGACUGGAUGAGUUAGUGGCAGCUAUGGAGUUGGACAUGCCGUCAGGAGAGCCUCAGGGAUAGAAGACCCCAGAGCGUGUGCCAGAGAUAGGGGAGCUGAGGAUGCAGUUAGGCUUUUGGGCU